Bradysia coprophila is the source of this 672-nucleotide messenger RNA. RefSeq names its product single-stranded DNA-binding protein, mitochondrial-like. Gene Ontology annotation, biological process: positive regulation of helicase activity; mitochondrial DNA replication. Gene Ontology annotation, molecular function: single-stranded DNA binding. NCBI's taxonomy places the organism in Eukaryota, Metazoa, Arthropoda, Insecta, Diptera, Sciaridae. The record is from RefSeq and is a predicted model, not a curated record. Gene Ontology annotation, cellular component: mitochondrial nucleoid.
ACUCGGCAAUAAAGCGAGAUGAACCAUAUCAUUGUAAACAUUGUAGAACUCUACGUGUGUGGUUAUCAUCUUGCAUUAAAUUUGGUUUCAAUAAAUAAACAAUUUGUGAUGCAACCAUCUGUAAAACUAAUUUAAAUACACCGCCGAAAUGAUUCGUAAUCUAAUGCGAUUAAUUCCGUUUACAUUUCAGUUCUCAUCAAAUAUAUUGCGCAACACCAGCCAACAGUUGAGACGUUAUGCCAGCAAUCAACCUACCUACGAAAAGAGUGUCGUUAAUGUAACACUGCUCGGACGAGCUGGAAAAGAUCCCGAACAACGCGAAAAAGGAGAUCGUUCAAUUGUGACAUUUUCGGUCGCUACCAGUCACAGUUACAAAGACGAAAAUGGUGAAAUGGCAAGAUGUUCUGCCUGGCAUCAGAUUGUUGUAUUCAAUGAAUCGCUGGGGCGUUUGGUUUUUAAUAAUCUUAAAAAGGGACAACGAACGAUGGUUACCGGUAAAAUGGCAUAUAGAGAAGUUGUCGAUGAGGAUGGAAAUCCAAAACAGCUCAUAAAUGUUGUUGCUGACGAUGUAAUAGUAAUGAAAAAUUAGCGAAGCUAAGUAGUUUUAGUAUCCUUGUAAAUAAUAGAAUUACUCUGGAAGACUGAAAAAAUACAUUUUUUUCGGAAAUCUCA